Messenger RNA from Aspergillus niger, 3213 nucleotides. RefSeq lists its product as uncharacterized. The record is from RefSeq and is a predicted model, not a curated record. The transcript has 5 exons. Bases 1 to 3213 code for a protein of 1070 amino acids. Gene Ontology annotation, molecular function: ATP binding; ATP hydrolysis activity. Lineage: Eukaryota; Fungi; Ascomycota; Eurotiomycetes; Eurotiales; Aspergillaceae.
AUGACCAUCCCCACUGAUUCCCAAUCCCCUUCCCAGCAAACGGAGCUCGAGACUCAGCGCGACCCAAGCUCCAACAGCAAUCCGGCCACGAGUGGGCCUGUGCCCGUCCCGGUCCCUGGCUCAGCUCCACUCCCUGCCACCACCAGCGACUCCAGCAGUGCUACCACUACUGGUACCACCAUGGCCGACGCUAGUGGCCCCGUCUCCUCCUCCCCCGAAUCCAAGCUCGACGCCGACCCGCCCGUCGAUGCUCCCCCAGUCAAGUCCGACCCCAAAGCCCCCGUCGCGGUCUCCGAACCCGUCGCCAAAAAGUCCGUGUGUUCCAAGCAUGCGACAAAAGACCAGGAUCCCAACCGCUCGAAAAAGAAAAAGUCCCACCGCAAGGCCGCCUCGAUCGUCACCCCCAGCGAUGAUAGCUCUUCGGAGUUAAAUUCCUCUUCCGAGGAAUCCAGCGCGGAAUCUACUGACGACGACGAAGACGCUCAAUCGGACGAGGACGAGGACUCCGAGUCGGAUCGCAAACAACGUCGCCGCCGGGCCAAAAACAAGGUCAAGAAAUCGCUCAAAAGUGUCAGUCGUAAGAAGAAGAGCCGGUCGCACCAGACGGAAUCGGAAUCCGAUUCCGAUCUCGAGGAUAGUAGCGACUCCGAUUCGUCUCUUGAUGAAAAGACACUGAAGAAGCUGGUCGCCAAGCUGAAGGCGAAGAAGAACUCCAAGAAGUCGCGCUCCAAGGAAGACUCUUCCGAGGAGCAACAGGACGAUGAUGACGAUGCCGACGAGGAUGCAGACGCCGACGAGCUAGCUCUGCUGCUAGCCAAGCAGAAGUUGGCUUCCUUGCGAGUCAAGUUGGCCGAUGGGCGUCGCAAAGGCCGCGGCAGGCGUGGCUCGGGCGAUGGUAACACCGACGGCCAGAAAGGGAGCUCGCAAAAGUCCAAGGGACGCAAGAAGGCUGCCUCGAAGAUUGCCUUCAAACGUGUAGAUCAGCUAUGGGACAAUACGAUCCACAACUUCAAGCUGACGGAGACGGUCGACGACCCCGACGCAAAUGAGUGGGACCAAUACCUCUUCACCGUGCGCCGCAAGUUCGACUGGGACAAUAAGUACCUGGAGACGGUGGUAGACCUGAAGAGCAAGUACCUGCGCGAUGCGCUGUCCAAGGUCAUGGAUGGAGUCAAGGGUGUCAGCUUGGUGCAGGAGACAGCAGUUGUCGAUCCCAACAUGCUCUUCCUCUACCUUGAGGAGACGCGGCAAUACAUGAAAGAGCUCCGGCAGCUGGCCAAGACCGAGAAGAAGAAGAAAGCUCGCAAGCUCGCCGAGGUCAAAGCAUCGCAUCUCAAGGUGCUCGUCAAGUAUCUGGACACCGACUAUGCUGAGACCAAGAAAACCCUCUACCCUCUGUUGGACGCCAGUAUGAUCACCUUCGAUCUGCUCUGGGCCAUCUUCAAGCCCAACACCGUCGCCUACUCCUCCACCUACGGCAACCAGGAUGAGCCUCGCGCCUUCAAGAUCGAGUACGCAACCAAAGAGUCCUCGUUCAUGAAGGGUCAAUGGUACAGCAUCGAGGGUCGCUAUCUCGAAUACGAUGGCAAGGCCUUUGGCAUGGGCACCAUGGCCGCCGAGGUGGAGUCCUUCAAAGGUGCCCGCAAAAUCACCAGUCUCAGUUGCUAUCCGCUCAAGUAUCAUCGCGAAGCCGAUAGUGUCAAGGCCAAGCUCAUCGAGCGGGGCAAGAAGUUUGUGGCGCUGCGAGGCAUGAACUACCGGUACCACAAGGGUAUGGCCUUCUACAAAAAGAAGCGGUCCGUCAUCAAGGUCAACAUCAACGGCCGGGUUAUGGUUGAUCCCGCCAUCCACCGGCGCAUCAAUCCCAACUACCCCAUUAGCACGGUCCGUCCCAAGGACCCGGACUACCUUGACGGCUCCGACGAUGAGGGAAGCAACAAUGGGUGCUGCUGUGUUCUGUCGGACUCAGAAUCGGAUCCAACCUCUGGGCACCCGCGCGACUCAGACACCCCUCAGCUCCUAUUCAAGGUGGUACGGGACAAGGAGGGCAAGCCGCACGUCGUCGAGGUCGAGCUGGAUGAGAACGGCAAUGAAAUUGUCAAAGAGAACAUGGACGAAGUUGCAGACCCCUCCGACCGCGAAUUCACUGAAGAGGAGCUGCUCAUCGCAAGCCCGGUGGUACUCGGCUUCGCCUUCAGUGAGAAGCUGUGGCUCGAAUUCAGCAUCUCGGGCAUCAGUGACAUUGAAUGGAACGAAGAUGCCUUUGACUCGCUGGUCCUCCCCGACAACCAGAAGUCCAUUGUCAAGGCAUUGGUCGAAUCGCACACCUUCCGCGCGGCCCAGAACAUCGACGAUGUCAUCCAAGGCAAGGGCAAGGGCCUCGUGGCCGUGCUCCACGGACCUCCCGGUACUGGUAAAACUCUGACUGCCGAAGGCAUCGCAGAGCUCCUCAAACGCCCGCUCUACAUGGUGAGCGCCGGCGAGCUGGGCACCGAUCCGCGCACCCUCGAAGCAGAGCUCAACAAGAUCCUUGACAUCGCACAUUCCUGGGGCGCUGUUCUACUGCUCGAUGAGGCUGAUAUCUUCCUGGAGAAGCGCACCAUCCAGGACAUUCACCGCAACGCUCUGGUCAGCAUCUUCCUGCGGUUGUUGGAAUACUUCCAAGGCAUUCUCUUCCUGACCACCAACCGCGUCGAAACAUUUGAUGACGCCUUCCAAUCCCGCAUUCACGUCGCUUUGCGCUACGGUGAACUCACCACGAAAGCAAAGCGCAGCGUCUGGAAGAUGUUUCUGGAGCGAGUGCAGGCCAAAGAGGGCGUGCAGACCGCCACUUUCAAUGAAAAGGAUUUUGAUUUAUUGGCUCGGCAUAAUCUCAACGGGCGUCAGAUCAAAAACUCCGUCCGCACAGCCCAAGCAUUGGCUGUUAACGAGCAAACCCCUCUGUCCAUGGAACACAUCCGACGUGUCCUGGAGGUCGCUGAAACCUUCGACCGCGACCUUCGCGUCGACGACCCCCAUGAUGAUGAUGAUGAUAAGGAUGAUGACAAAAUAACCAAGUAUGUACACAUUGCAUCUCCCACUAUUGCUGCUGCUACUGCUACUGCUACUGCUACUGCUACUGCUACUACUACUACAUCCACUCAGCCCCAUAAUAUAGAUGAAACAGUCUCACUUAGCAGUACUUCAGCAUCAAGACAUAGUGCUGAAGUAUAA